AUGGGUGAUGAGGACAGCGAUGAGGAUUAUAUGUCUGACAAAUUCCUAAAUCCCCCAGUUAAACCAGUUUGUUCUGGCUUUAUCUCAAAAUCAGUCAAAGGUAGUACCGAAGAGGGACGAACUAAGGUUUCUAAAACCGCUCCAAGAGGGAAACAAAUGGUUGCUAAUCGAGAAGAAGGCUUAAAAAAGCCCAUUGGGGAAGAUAAUAUUGGCUUCAAGAUGCUGAUGAAAAUGGGCUUUAAGGGUGGUGGAGGACUUGGCAAGAAGGCCGAAGGCCGUUCGGAACCAGUUCCUAUUGAAGUAAUUGAAGGUCGGCGGGGUUUAGGCCUUCACAAUAUCGAAAAGAAAGUUGAGCAGUUGCGUCAACAACGAGAACAAUGUUUAUCCUCCUAUCAGUCCGAUUUUCGCGCUACAAUGGCCUCAAGGUUUAGGUUAGAGAGGGCUCAACGUCAGCUGCUUGCUGCUCGUCACAUUUGCAAACGCCUAGACGUAUCUAAAUCUUUAGAAGAGCCCGUUGACAGUGCCUUCUGGCCUCCAGAUGAAAUCCGGGCUAAACUUCUAUCCCAGUCGGAGUUAAUUCGCAGAGAGAUUUGUCGUUCCGAAAGACCUCGGAGAUUUCGGAAUAAACGACCGAAACAUAAUGUGGAUAAUAGUCUUGAACGUGACCGAAGCAGAGAUGGGAGUGAUUUUGAAGAACUUGGUGAUGAACAUCGUGGAGAAUAUGAUAAAGUCCUUGGUAUUGAGUCGGAUGAAGAGGAAUACUGCGAUAUUGAUGCUGCUCAACAUGGUCCUGUCGAAUCUCAGCCGGACGUGAUCCUUUACCGGCUCACUAAUUACCUUCGAGAGAAACACUUCUAUUGCUUUUGGUGCGGUGCAGAAUUCUCCGAUGAAACAGAUCUUCUGACGAAUUGUCCAGGUCCUACUGAAGAUGACCACGGGUGA
Messenger RNA from Rodentolepis nana, 942 nucleotides. Lineage: Eukaryota; Metazoa; Platyhelminthes; Cestoda; Cyclophyllidea; Hymenolepididae. The record is from the annotation of a GenBank genome assembly.